Molecule: messenger RNA, 1142 nt
Organism: Plectropomus leopardus (leopard coralgrouper)
Lineage: Eukaryota; Metazoa; Chordata; Actinopteri; Perciformes; Serranidae
Product: regulator of G protein signaling 21-like
Source: RefSeq, a predicted model, not a curated record
ACAGUCGGAUUCCACUCUGGAUUUGGCCCUCACUGGUGAGAAUAGGCAGUCAGGAUCCAGAGGUGAUGCUGUGAGGUUGGAAAUCUGACUAAAAUUUGACGAAAAUUCUGUGGAUUCAGUAACAUCAUGCCUUCUGUGAGCUCCCUUCAAAGUAUGGUUCGCAGAGGAAGUAAUUCAAAUUCGACCAUGAAUGGGCUUUCCAAGACAUCUUUGGACCUCGAGGACACAAAAAGAAGACAUAACGCAUGGAAAUCCAGAAUACAUAACUUCAUCCAGAGUCCAUUGCCUUGGAGGAAAAUUAACAGACAGGAAACAAAUGAAACAAGCCUACUGGGAGAAUCUCUUGAGACGCUGCUUUCUCAGAAAUGUGGACAAAUAGCUUUUCGGGACUUUCUGAAAUCAGAGUUCUGUGAGGAAAAUCUGGACUUCUGGCUCGCCUGUCAAGAGUUCAAAACCUCUGACAGUGAAGAGGAGCUUACAAGGAGAGCAGCAAGUAUUUAUGAAGAGUUCAUCAGGGCUGAGUCUCCAAAACAGGUAAACUUAGAUUUCUACACAAGAGAGAUCAUCAGCCAGAGUCUCCAGCAACCAGCUCCAUCAUGUUUUGUUGUAGCACAAAAGAAAAUCUACAGCCUGAUGGAGAACGGCUCCUUCCCACGCUUCAUUCAGUCAGAGCAAUACAAAGUCCUGUCUGAAGCAGUUUCUAAGCAGAGAGGCCUCCGGAAGCAAAGAACGGCCUUGAAGAUAAGGAGCACUGGAGAUCUAAUGCAGCAUGAUUCAAAACCAAUCAGUUUGCAGUGUGAGCGCUAGCUGUUGCACAAGAGCUGACAUCAGUGAUGUUGGUGGUAUAAAGUGUGUGCAAAGACACAUGUUCAGGAUCUGUUGUUGACAGAUACUGUUGUUGACAGACACUUCUCAGCUUAGCAAUGCCACGGCAACCACACAAUGUCUGACAAGACUGAAAGCUGUGCCAGAGGAAUAGACAUAUACACUGCAGGCGGUGCCAUCUGAUGCAAAGUGAGCACAGGGUAUCACUGAAGGUUAAAUUGUGGUUAUUAACCCCAUGGUGUUCCUGGCUGCACAGAUAAUGUCUUAAAUAAAAACCUUGAUAUAUUUAUGGUUUUAUACAAAUGAAAUACACACAA